AUGAACCCGAUGGACCUGAAGCGGGGUAUCGACGCCUCCGUGAAGCUCGUGAUCGAGGAUCUGGAGAAGCGCAGGACGGACAUUUCGAAGCCGGAGGAGAUCCAGCAGGUCGCGACGAUCUCUGCCAACGGCGAUGCUGUCAUCGGGCGCAUGGUUGCCGAAGCUUUCGAGAAGGUCGGCAAGGAUGGCACCAUCACGGUCGCGGAGGGCAAGACCAUGGACCACGAGCUCGAGGUAGUGGAGGGGAUGAAGUUCGACCGCGGGUACAUCUCCCCGCACUUUGUCACCGACACCAAAGCGCAGAAGUGCGUCUUCACGGAUCCGCUCAUCCUGCUGUUCGACAAGAAGAUAUCCUCGGUGCAGAGCAUCUUGCCCGUGCUCGAGCACGUGGCGAAGGCGCAGCGCCCGCUGGUCAUCGUGGCGGAGGACGUCGACGGGGAGGCGCUCGCGACGAUGGUGGUCAACAAACUGCGGGGCGGCCUGCAGGUGGCGGCGGUCAAGGCCCCCGGGUUCGGCGACCACCGCAAGGCCAUGCUGCAGGACCUCGCCGUGCUGUCCGGCGCCGAGAUGAUCAGCGAGGAGCUCGGCCGCAAGCUGGACGAGACGUUCGACCCCAGCGUGCUGGGCACCGCGAAGACGGUCACGAUCACGAAGGACGACACGGUGGUCCUCGACGGCGCGGGAGGUCAGGAGGCCAUCAGGGAGCGCUGCGAGCAGAUCCAGGCGGCCGUGGAGAGCACCGCGUCGGAGUACGAGCGGGACAAGCUCCGGGAGCGGCUCGCCAAGCUUUCGGGCGGCGUGGCGGUGAUCAAGGUGGGCGGCGCCUCGGAGGUGGAGGUGCAGGAGGUGAAGGACCGUCUGAACGACGCGCUCAACGCCACGAGGGCAGCCGUCGAGGAGGGCAUCGUGCCCGGAGGAGGCACCGCGCUGCUGUACGCGUCCAGGGCGCUCGACGGCGCGGAGAUGGCCAACUUCGACCAGAACGUCGGCAGGGACAUCGUGAAGCAGGCCCUGAGGAUGCCGAUCACCACCAUCGUCAAGAACGCAGGGAAGGAGGGCAUCGUGGUGGUGGAGCACCUGGCAGUCAGAUGGGAGCUUGGGCUACAACGCGCAGACGGGCGAGUACGUGAACAUGAUCCAGGCGGGCAUCAUCGACCCAACGCUCGUGGUACGAACCGCGCUGGCCGACGCGGCGUCCGUGGCAUCCCUGAUGACAACGACGGAGGCGCUCAUCGCAGAGAUUCCCGAGAAGAAGAAGGACGCUGGUGCCGGCGGCGGCAUGGGCGGCAUGGGCGGUAUGGGCGGCAUGGGCGGCAUGGACGACUUCGACUAUUGAGCUUCUUGCCUUCACUGGCGUGA
This is a messenger RNA of Prorocentrum cordatum, 1359 nucleotides long. The record is from the annotation of a GenBank genome assembly. NCBI's taxonomy places the organism in Eukaryota, Dinophyceae, Prorocentrales, Prorocentraceae.